CGGUUGCCUGGCGACGAGGCGCCUGGCGAGUAUGGAGUGAGGAGAUGAGUUAGAGGCUCGUGCGUCGGAGAAGAUGGCCUUGCUUGAGUGGGGGGUGAAGAGGAGCGAGACCACCCGAAAGGGGAGAAGCGCGCCGUGAAGCCGCCUCCCUUCCGCGCCCUGCAGAGAGUUGCUUGACACCCAUGAUUCCCAGCCAGCGCGGCCAAUGGGUGUUGCAGUCAAUCGCCUUGAAGGGCAUCAGGUUGGGGGAAGGUGAGGCGGCUGACGGAUUUCGCCCACCCGGCCUAUAUUCACAACGACGCUGUGAGGAGGCUGCAAUUCCUCUCUCAGCCCGACUCCCCGCAUGCUUGGAAAGGGGAGAGGAUCGUGUGUGCCACCCUGGAAAAUAAACAUUUUCUUACGGAGUGUUGCUGGGGCUGCUUUGUUCUCCAAAGGAACGAACAUGUCCAUCUGUUUACAUUUGCAGGUGCUGACGACUUCCUAACAUUUUUCUCAGUGCACCAAAGCUGAGAUCUGUUUUCUCCCGAACAGGUGAGGCAUGACUGAUUCUUCAUGGUUGCAUUUCUGGAGUUUAGCAGCUCGCAAACUGAGUUUGGAAUACAUUCCAUUUGUACAAUGGUUUGGGUCUUUGUUUCCCCAAAAAGCUGUAAGGACACCUGAAGAGUGUACUCGACAGUUCCAGUCCAAUAUAUUGGCUAUGUUAAUCCACAUCAAGAUAUUCUGACCUUUUUACAUGUCUAUUCUGUAUUUAGCUCUUAUUUCCCAAUGUUUUGUGAAUUCUCAUUGGAGAUAUGGGUCAGUGACAGCUGGCAUACUUCCUAUCUGUUACAAGACUCAAAUUUUCUUUGCUGGGGAAGAGCAAAGAUCUGUUUCUGCCAUUAUCUUUUACUGCCUUGGAAUGUUUCUAAGUACUGGAUCUUGUGAUCUUCAGGAAGAGGACUUCUGCUAGAGGCUCAUGCUCCAGAAUUGUGCCUCCAGGGUGCCUAUACAGCAGCGGUUUAUGCAGAUUCUGGCUGCCAGAUCCAUGUCAGAAACCCACUCUUUGGAGCACAAUUACUGCAGUAUUGUUCAAGCCUGGGACAGGUGAAAGAAGACACAUGAAAGACCAUAUCAAGUGUUUCAGAAAAAAAGAUCAGUAGCCAGAGGUGGCAGAGAAUUUUGGGCACUGAGACAAGAUGAAGAAGCGGGGGAAAGACCAACAAAAUACACAGAGAAGAAAAAAUACACAGAGAAGAAAGAGAGUGAAGAAACGCUUUGUGCAUAGAAAAACGUCAGCCCAGAAAUCAACACUUGAUGACCAUUCUUCAAAUCACAAAGGCAGCAAACGAUAUAAAUGCCUCGAGUGUGCGACUAGUUUCAAGCGGAGUACAGACCUUCUCUCGCAUCAAAGAAUACACACAGGAGAGAAACCAUUUAGUUGUCCGAAUUGUGGAAAAUCUUUUAAUCAGAAGGGAGCACUUAAUAUCCAUCAAAGAAUACACUCAGGAGAGAAGCCAUUUAAAUGCUCAGAGUGUGGAAGGAGAUUCAGUCAGAGCGGAGCCCUUCAAGCACAUAAAAGAACUCACACAGGGGAGAAACCAUUUAAAUGCUUGGACUGUGGAAAGUGUUUCAAACAAAAUGGUUAUCUUAGAACACAUCAAAGAUCACAUACAGGGGAGAAACCAUUUGCAUGUUUACAGUGUGGAAAGACUUUUUGUCACAAAAAAAGUCUUAUUUGUCAUCAGAUAAUUCACAUAAAAGGGAACCCAUUUAAAUGCCUGGAAUGUGGAAAAAGCUUCAGUCAGGAGCAUGUCCUAGAAUCACAUCAGAGAAUUCACACAAAUGAAAAGCCAUUUGAAUGUUUGCAGUGUGGAAAGAGCUUCCGCCUCAAACGAAGCCUUACAAAUCACCAAAUAAUUCACACAGAAGACAAUCCAUUUAAAUGCCUGGAGUGUGGAAAGACCUUCAGCCGGAAGCAUCAUCUUACUGCACAUCAAAGAGUUCACACAAGAGAAAAACUCACAUUUGAGUGUUCGCAAUGUGGAACGCAUUUUGAUCACAAGCAGAACCUUACUGUUCAUCAGAAGAGUCACAAACAAGAAAAGCCAUUUAAAUGCCUGCAGUGUAGGAAGAGAUUUAGGAACAGGGGUGGUCUCAGAACGCACAAAAAAUUCCACGUUGAAGGAACACUGUAUACUUGCCUGCAGUGUGGUAGAAGAUUCAAGCGGAAGCACAUGCUUCUUUCCCACCAAAGAACUCACACAGGGGAGAAACCAUAUGUAUGCUCAGUGUGUGGAAAGAGAUUCUACCAGAUAAGUGCCUUUAAAUGUCAUCAGAGAACACACACAGGAGAGAAGCCCUAUCAGUGCUUGAAGUGUAGAAAGAGCUUCAGUCUGAAAUUUUUUCUCACACUACAUCAAACCAUUCAUUCAAAGGAAAAACCAUUUAAAUGCUUGGAAUGUGGAAAGAAUUUUAGUCGCAAGACAUACCUCUCUUUACAUCAAAAAACUCACACUGGGGAAAAACCAUACAAAUGCUUGUGGUGUGGAAAAAGUUUUAGUCUAAGACCAUAUUUUAAAUUUCAUAAAAGAAUUCACAGAGCAGACAAGCCAUAUAGAUGCUUGGAGUGUGGGAAGACCUUUAGGCAGAAAGCACGCUUUUCCUUACAUCAAAGAAUUCACACAGGAAACAAACUAUUUAAAUGUUUGAAGUGCAGAAAGGGCUUCAAUCGAAGGAAAUCACUUAGAUCUCAUAAAAGAACUCAUGCAAAUGAGGAUGUUCCCCUAGAACAACCGACUCCUACUGUAGAUCUGGGGCAACCUAAGAGAUUCCGUGUGGGGAAUAACUUACGUGAGGUUCCCAACAAACCAGUCAACCCUGUCCUGAGUCCAGCCACAUCUCUAGCCUUGCCUCCCACCACCCAUGGCCUGGCAGAGCACAAAAUGCAAUGUAUCAAGUGGGACAUACAGGACCGUGAUGGGAGACGCCACCUGAUUCCCCGAACACCCUUUCGCCCAAAGCUUGCACAUAAGUAAGGGGCUAUUCCAGAACAACCAUCUACUUAAGAGGAGGAUGAACCAGCUGUGAAUGUUAAUGAGGCAGUCUCAGACAUAAUGUCUGGACCCGCAUCAGCAUUCCCCAGACCUUUUUUCUGGUUUACCCAUUUCCAUAAAAUCCUUGACCUUCAUUUUCAGGCUCAAGGCAGGAAAAACUAUUUAAGUGUCUGGACUUGAAAAUGGGUUGGAGUAGAGCACAAAUCUUACUUCAUAUUAGCAAAGUCUCACAGGACAAAUGAUUUUAAUGCCUCUACUUCAAGGUGAUGUGAUCCCCUUCAUGGGGUGAUCCCAUCGCAUCAAAUAAUUAUGUAGUAAAGUAUCACUAGUAAUGUGCCUAAUACCUUGAGGCCUGUGCUUGUGAGAUGUAUGUGGAUUCAUACUUGGUACAGCUGAAAAAUGUGCUCAGUAGAUCAGAUGUUACACGUGUGCAAGGGGGUGUGUAGGUGUCCCUUUCUCAUGCACAUGCACCCACUGCAGAGCUAACAUUUGUAUGAAUAGAUACCCUAGUGCGAAUGAAAUAUUUUGUAUGAAUAAUACUUAGGACAAGGUGUAGAAUAUCAAUAGGGAUGGGGUGUUUUGUUAAGCAAAUUAUAUAUCAGAGAAACUUUAGAUUCCUCCUGUUUAGAAAGAACUUGAAGUAAUUCUUCAUGGUACACAUUGGUGAUUAGGCUAAUAAUUCCCUGUUUGUAUACACCAUUUCCCAUUAAGGUUGUCUUACCAUUUGCAAGAAACAUAUAGCUGAUUUCCAUAUGUGUUAAUUGAGAGAAAGCACUAUGAUUUAGCAGAAUGUGGGGACUUUUCACAGAUUCUGCCUUUUCUUUACAGCCCCCUGAACCCCCUUAAAUCUAGUGCAGCGCAAUGUAGAAGAGAGAUGGAGGUUGCAGAAAUUGCAUCUCUCCUGGCCCUGCGCCUUCCAUAUAACUCUUAGGACUAAUCCUAACCCGAGUUCUUGGAGACUGUGUAGAUGUCCCUGAGCAGGUGCCAUCCAGAUUCUGAUCAUUUUUCUGCCUGUGGCAAAGGACAAGAAAUUGCCCCAUUCCGUACCAUGUACAAAUGUCAAAUGAACUGGCUCUGUCUUGGUUGAACACAGCAGUCGGUGUUCCGCUUUGUGAAGAAAAAUGGGACGAAGGAACCUCUCUGUCACAAAUAUCCUUGGAAGGAAAGACAGUCAGUUUGGCUUUCCAUGUCUUCUAUCAUUUCAAAUAGAUGAUGUUUCUCAUGCUAAAUUAAUCCU
Molecule: messenger RNA, 4269 nt
Organism: Varanus komodoensis (Komodo dragon)
Lineage: Eukaryota; Metazoa; Chordata; Lepidosauria; Squamata; Varanidae
Product: gastrula zinc finger protein XlCGF57.1-like
Exons: 2
Coding region: 1176-3014 (612 amino acids)
Biological process (GO): regulation of DNA-templated transcription
Molecular function (GO): RNA polymerase II cis-regulatory region sequence-specific DNA binding; DNA-binding transcription factor activity, RNA polymerase II-specific
Source: RefSeq, a predicted model, not a curated record